CCCUUCUGCGACGGCACCCACAAGAAAGCGGCCCCGGGGAUCCCCCCGCUGCGCUUCACCCCGGAGGAGGACAAGACGGCCUGGCUCUGCGGGUGCAAGCGCACCCGCUCCCCCCCCUACUGCGACGGCACCCACAAGGAGGAGGCCGUACAGAGCGCCCAGCUCUCCGCACAGCCCUGA
Messenger RNA from Fulmarus glacialis (Northern fulmar), 180 nucleotides. RefSeq names its product CDGSH iron sulfur domain 3 (gene CISD3). The annotation marks the transcript as partial. Gene Ontology annotation, molecular function: 2 iron, 2 sulfur cluster binding. Gene Ontology annotation, cellular component: intracellular membrane-bounded organelle. The transcript has a single exon. NCBI's taxonomy places the organism in Eukaryota, Metazoa, Chordata, Aves, Procellariiformes, Procellariidae. The record is from RefSeq and is a predicted model, not a curated record.